Messenger RNA from Rotaria sp. Silwood2, 2162 nucleotides. The record is from the annotation of a GenBank genome assembly. Lineage: Eukaryota; Metazoa; Rotifera; Eurotatoria; Philodinida; Philodinidae.
CAAGAUUGAAUUCUUCUAAUAAUUCAAUUAAACUAUACGUGAAGUAAGUCGAAUUUCAGGAAAAUGAUAGCUCUCUCUAUGGAUACACUCAAUUCAAAAAGCCAAACAUUUACUUACCUGGAAGGAUAUACGAUAAAAAUUAUUCUACCUGUAAGAAGCUCAUAUAACUAAUGAAUGUUCUGUGAAAGUAAUAUAUAUAUAUAAUUACAGUAUAAGGAUUACUUCAUAGAUUUCAGGCUAUUUUGAGAUUUUUUUUCUAUUGAAACCCUCGAUCUAUUAUAAGAUCCUCUUGUAAUAGAAGACCCCCGCGUGGAGCGAUGUGAAAUUUACAAUAGAAGACUCUAGUCUUCUGAAAAAAAAGAUUCAUUUAAAUCUUUCUAACCUUUUUUUUUUCGUUGAAUAACUAGUGGAUCCUGCUGAUUCGGGAAUGAAAGUUGCGAAUGAAUAGAAAAGAAAAUAAUAACUUACUUACCUAUAACAGAAGCAUAUUUUCGAAGGAGAAAGAAAAAUACUAUUUUCAGCUUGAAUUAAUACGAGAGAUGAAAAGAAGUAUAAAUUAUUGAAGCAGAGAACGGUUAAUAUUAAACCACAUUUGUAUCAACAGUGUUAUAUAUUUACUGAAAUAUACGUAUAUUAUUUGCACACACAUUAUGAAUCAUUUUUAUCCUCAUGUUCUUAUGGACAGUAAAUUUCAAACGAUAAGUUAGAUGAUAAAUUAAACCAUAUGUUUUCUGUCUAUUUUACUUUGUAUCUUCGAAAAAUAGAACAAAUAAUCAGUAUGUUCUCCAAACUUAUUAAUACCCAUGUAAAAAAAAUGACCUCAGUAAUCACAAAAAAUCUGAUUUUUAAUCGAUUAUAAUCAUACGAUUCUUAAUCAAUGGUUUACACAGAAAUAAUCAGAAAAAAAUCUGUUUUUUUUUCAAUUUGAUUAUAAUCGAUUUUUUUAACUCAAUUUCAAACCGAUUAUAAUCAAACUGAAAAAAAAACUGAUUUUUUUCUGAUUAUUUCUGUGUAAACCAUUGAUUAAGAAUCGUAUGAUUAUAAUCGAUUAAAAAUCAGAUUUUGUGUGAUUAUUGAGGUCAUUUUUUUACAUGGGUAGGAGUCUCGCUUUUCCCCCCUUAUGUCUUAAGCAAAAGUCAAAACGAUCAAAAUGAGAUGAAAAAGUUCUAAAGGUAGGGUGAAAUUAAGAAGAACAAUGGGUUGGAUACCAGAAAUCAGCCAUUGAGAAAAUUACCAAAGUCCAUAAAUGCACUUAACGUUACGUCACUUUUCCCGUUCGCACGGCGAGAGUAAGACGUGUUGUCUUUCCUCUCGUAUAUGUACAAAAUAUACAAAUAUACAAAUCGUGUCAAGUGAAAAUUUCAAAUAAAGAGAAAUUAUUUAUUUAUAAAAAAUGGAAAAUACAAAAUCAAAUGAAUAUAAUGAAAUGACAAGUGAAGAAAAAGACAGCUUAUGUGAUAACAAUAUUAUUAUAAUACAAGAUUUAAUUUCAAAACAUAAUAGACUAAAACAAAACAACAGAAAUUUUGAAUCAAAACGAAAAUGAAAAAGAUAAUUCAAAACAACAAUUCAAAAGGCAACUCACUUCUACAAGUCAAUAUGGAGAUGAUUUAAAUGUUGAUCAAGAUAGUACUUUUCAAGUCAUUACAAAUCCCAAUAAAAGAAAACAACAAAAAUUAAAUAAUAGAAAUUUACAUAAAGGUAUUGACAAUGACAAUGUAUACUUUAUCGACCACAAUAGUCCGCGAACAACAUCAAAUAAUAACGGACGUUUAUUCUUUAACAGAAACAGAAAAACAAACGAUUAUACAUUAGAUUAUUCAUAUGAACAGCAAACUGAAAAGAAUCAUCGUGACAAGAGAAACGAAGAAAAAAAUAUAUGUCAAACUUUAUCAGCUGAUGAUGAAUCAGAACGAAAUAAUAUUAAUCAAAUGAAAAAUGAUAAAUAUCAUAACACAAAUAACACAAACAUUAAUAUCUCCCAACAUGCAUUAAACUAUGCAAUUGAACAACACCUUCCACUAAUCUACAUUAAAUGUAACCCAAAAGUAUCAGAUAAUACAAAAGCAAAAGGAAUAAUAAAUGCACUAAUUACACACAUAAAAGAUAAUUUUUAUAAAUUAAAUAAAUAUUAUAAUCAACCUUUGGGUUUUGAAUAUUGA